CUUAACUUAGAAGCGACGGAUCCGCUGUAAAUAAAUGAGUGGGACCUGUGGCACACUGUAUCCCACAGGGCAAUGGAGACCUGACAGAAGCGGAGCUGGCCUAUUUUUAAGCCUAUUAAUGGGCCUAUUCUUAGUAUUAAACUGCUGAUUGAAAACUUUUCUUUCCCUCUGACAGCGGGGGAAAUGGAAGGGCUGGCAUCGUGUCUGAGAGCGGGCUGGUGUUCUGGUGUGUGUGGGCUGCUGGGGGGGCAUGUGACCUACACUUUUUAAAAAAUUAAUCUUAGUGAUGAUUUUUUCUUUGACUUAUAUUUUCUUAGGUAAACUAAAAUAGACUUGUCUCAUAUGGCGCAUCUUUACAUUUAUUCACAACUUAGCCUGUCUCCUCUGGUUUUAAUGUCAACAAUAUUUUAUUUGAAGUAGAUAUUCCUGGCUACCUCUUAAGUACUUUCUAAAGCAUUUAUAACAUACUUGUGAGUCAGUGAAGUCAGCAACAGAUUAAUGUCUAAACACAUUCAAUACUAUAGAGAGUAGUGUCUCAAAUUGUGUUUAUAAGGUUCUCUUCUAAUCUUUCCCCUCAUACUCAUCUAAAAUGUGAGCCUCUUCAGCUAAUCACAGUGCUUGAAUACAAUUACCUUUUGGUCUUUUUGUUAGGUUCAUGAUCACCAUUGGUUUGCAUUCUGUCUUUUAUGGCCAAAGAAAUAGAUGUAAUCUUGCUAAAUGACAAGUUAAUGUGCUCAGCCGACAUGGACCUUCUUUUCAUUCCAGAAAUGGAAAAUCCUGAAGCGGCUGUGAGCAGCUGCAGUGCUUACGAUGAUGAAAAUCUUUGCAGCUACAAACAGCACCUGUCAGUAUCACAGGAGGGGCUUUUGGAAGACCAGCUUAGAAGGAAGUUAAAAUUCUUCUUCAUGAACCCAUGUGAGAAAUUCUGGGCCCGGGGCAGGAAACCUUGGAAACUUGGGAUUCAACUACUCAAAAUAGCAAUGGUUACCGUUCAGCUGGUUGUUUUCGGAUUGAGCAAUCAAAUGGUGGUUGCUUUCAAAGAAGAGAACACUGUUGCAUUCAAACAUCUCUUCCUGAAAGGAUACACGGACAGAAUGGAUGAUACCUAUGCUGUAUACACACAAACAGAUGUCUAUGACCAGAUAUUCUUUGCAAUAAACCAGUACUUACAGCUGCCCAACAUCUCCAUUGGAAACCAUGCUUAUGAGAAGAAGGGAGCAGAAGAGACACCUCUGGCCGUGUGUCAGCAGUUCUACAAGCGAGGAAUCAUCUGUCCUGGAAACGACACCUUUGAUAUAGACCCAGAGAUUGUGACUGACUGCUUGUACAUUGAGCCAACGUCGCCGUUAGACAGCACAACAGUGGGAAAGCACAAUUUGAAUUUCACUCUGGAUUUCCACAGACUGGUGACGGUGCAGCUCAUGUUCAACCUGAAGGCAAUCAACCUCCAGACCGUUCGUCACCAUGAGCUCCCUGACUGUUACGAUUUCAGUCUGCGGAUAGUGUUUGAUAAUAAAGCACACAGUGGAAGAAUUAAAAUAAGUCUAGACAACGACAUAGCGAUCAGGGAAUGUAAAGACUGGCAUGUUUCUGGAUCAAUACAAAAGAACACUCAUUACAUGAUGAUCUUCGAUGCUUUUGUGAUAUUGACUUGUCUGGCUUCCUUGGUCCUUUGCACACGAUCAGUGGUUAAAGGAGUUCAGCUCCAAAGGGAAUUUGUAAGCUUUUUCCUAUAUUAUUAUAAGAAAGAAGUAUCUUUCAGUGAUCAAAUGGAAUUUGUCAAUGGGUGGUAUAUCCUGAUUAUGAUUAGUGAUGUCCUAACUAUUGCUGGAUCAACUCUAAAGAUGGAGAUACAAGCCAAGAGUCUGACAAGUUAUGAUGUCUGUAGCAUACUCCUAGGAACAUCCACUAUGCUUGUGUGGCUUGGAGUCAUUCGCUACCUAGGUUUCUUUCAGAAGUAUAAUCUUCUCAUCUUAACACUGCGAGCAGCAUUACCCAACGUAAUGAGGUUCUGCUGUUGUGCUGCUAUGAUCUACCUGGGCUAUUGUUUCUGUGGAUGGAUUGUACUGGGACCGUACCAUGUGAAGUUUCGUUCUUUGAACAUGGUUUCCGAAUGCCUUUUUUCAUUGAUCAAUGGAGAUGACAUGUUUGCCACCUUUGCAAAAAUGCAGCAGAAAAGUUACUUGGUUUGGUUAUUCAGUAGGAUCUACCUCUACUCCUUCAUCAGUCUGUUCAUCUAUAUGGUGCUGAGUCUCUUCAUUGCACUUAUUACAGAUACGUAUGAAACUGUCAAGCACUACCAGCAAGACGGCUUUCCGGAGACAGAACUUCAGAGAUUUAUAUCUCAGUGCAAAGACUUACCAAACUCUGGAAGGUACAGGUUAGAGGAGGAGAGUUCUGCAUCUCUCUUCUGUUGUUGUAAUGGUAUGUACCUAUAUUAAAAUUAGACAUUAAGGUAUAUGCAAAAGCAACCCACCACAAAAUGUCCCUGGUAUAAUGUUUAUGAAGAGUACUUAAAUUUUGGGGAGUGGAGUGGAUACCACCCCCACCUCCCCCUAAAAAAAUGUCCCAAACUAUUUCUAAUGCUCUAGAAUGGAGCACUUUAGCAAAAUGCCUGCAGCCAACAAACUCCUUAGGAGAGGUUAGGGUACUUUUAAAUCAAGAAUCCCUUAACAUGAAAACAGUACAGAAAGUUAGGUAAUAUAUCCAGUAACUUGGGAACCCCAUAUGUAUAAUGUGUAAGCAUUAACACUUCCUGUGCUCACUGUAAUAGGCAGAACUUGCAGAACUCAUUCAGUGUCUUCUCACCCACUUUUUAGUGAUAACGUGCAGUAAGGUGUCCCAACUUAAAUGGUAGAAGGCCUGAAACUUAGAGACAAAAUCAGCUUGCCAAGGUUUUAAGACAGCAUGCAAUUUAAGAUACUACCAAAACACUUGGAAAAGCAUUGCCUAACUUUCGCUGUGGAGAGCUUAAUGCUUCAGUUACUUGAAGUUUUGUUCCUUCAGGAAUACUGCUUGCAGGAUAUGUGGUUUAUAUUUAACCUGGCUGGCAGCAACUCUGAGUCUUGCUGAAGGCUCCCUUGGUGGGGAAGCCUUGAAAUAUUUGCAGCUUGACUGAAAAGAUCAAAGGUAUUUGUAGCUCCUUGUAUUGGACUUUUCUGGUGUGCUAUAUUGUUAUAUGCCACACAGAAUAUAUUUAUGAGGGGAAGGAGAUGGGGACGUAUUUUGGAAUAGGGAGGCAACAGAGCCUGCUGUGAGCCAGUCCAGAGCAGAGAGCCACUGUUCUGACUGAGUGCCUUACUGGAGAUGGAAGUGUCGGACGAAGCAGAGCAGGGCAUCUUGCUCCUGGGUAAAGGGCAUGGGCAUGUUAAUAUUUCCUUUUCUGCACACACCUCUCAGUUUAACCAGGUAAGAAACCCAGCGUGAGCUGGGACAGGAUGGGGAUGUAAUACUAAUGCUUUUCCCACUGACUGUGAGGCACGGGACUCUAGAAGAACAUUUGAAAAGGAAAAUUUGGUUACUUUCAAGCAAUUUUCUUCAGGACCAUUGGGCAUCCAGCAGCACCCUGGACUUGAAAAGAGCUGUAGGCAUUUAAGUGCCUUGUUUCAGAGGCUUGUUUCCUAAAUGGAUUACCUGCUCUUUGAUGAUUUUUAUCCUGGUACCAAAUGCCUCGAUCCACAUGCAUGCCUCCUACCGUAUGCAUGUUAGUGUUAAAAGAUUUUUUUCAUCUGGAAAUGGUGUGUUUCUUUCUCUAGAAGCUAGACCAGGGGCUGACUUUGCAGUUACCUUUGAAUACUGGCCAUUGCUCCAUUAGCUCUGUACAGUGGUCUUUCGGUUUUACUUUGAAACAAAUCAUCUGCAGGAAUAAAUAAGUACCUUCAGCAGAAUGUUGCAUUACCUGUUCUAGGGCUUCUGCUCCUUAAAAUAGUCAUACGGUCCUACAGGACACACAAGGCUUCUCUUAAUUCUUUCACAUGUUCAAAAUAUUUUAUGGUGGUUCAUAGGAGUUUCUUACCAGUGCAUGUCACAUUAGUAAUUAAAUAGUUCAAAUGCAUUUUUAAGGCUCCUUGUAUAAUGAAACUAUUAUUUUGAUGCACGCCCCUGACAACUUCUUUCCCCUUUCCUGUACAGGUUGUAGUUAACAUAUUUGAUGGGUUGUGGGAUUGUGUCAUGGAGGCUUUAAAGCAGCACACAUAGCAAGAACUGGACAGUGGAGCUGGUGGAAGACCUUAUACCUAAAGACUGAAUUUGCUUUUCUUGAAAAACAGUGUAACCCUGUGGAAGAAGCUUAUGAUAAACUUCAAGUCUUUCUGAUUAGGCACUCUCACUGCUAGUUCAGGGGUUUGGGGGGGUUGUUUUUUUAUUAGCUUUGUUCUAUUUGUUUCCUCAGUUAAAUUGCACUAGAAUGCAAAGGGCAUUAAAAAGCUGUAUGUGUUCAGAGACUUGGCUAGAUUAUGAGUAGAUUAGAAAUGCAGUAACUUUCAACUGUAAGUAGAAACAGCGCUGGACAACUGCAACUUUGAACACCAACCUAGCACUCAGUAUCACAGGCAUUAACCUGAAGUGCAAACUAAGUCAAAUACACAGAAGAUACAUCUCUGAGCAUCAUCUCUGCCCACACUUUAGAAAUUGGAUGUUUCCCACCAACCUAAUAACCUGGUACUGUUAGUAGCUGUCUGAAACAUUAGAUCUUAUAAAAGUUCAGUUUUGACAACUUAGUUUAUAUACUUUGUUGAGUAUGAUACCAUUUAGUGGAUGCCUUAUUUUCUAUAGUCUUUUCACUCUGGGAGCAAAAUAGAAAACCAAAGGGAAGCAUGUUUUAGAUAACUUGCAUUUGUGAGCAACAUUCCUAUAGCUGUGUGUGACAACGUAUAAUGCUGUGCACAAAGGUGGAGGACACUAAUCAUGUUCUUUCUGAAGGUUUACACAUUAUAAAUGUGCUACAAUAAACACUUUCAGCUGCAUUAA
Molecule: messenger RNA, 4968 nt
Organism: Falco peregrinus (peregrine falcon)
Lineage: Eukaryota; Metazoa; Chordata; Aves; Falconiformes; Falconidae
Gene: MCOLN3
Product: mucolipin TRP cation channel 3
Exons: 13
Coding region: 687-2441 (584 amino acids)
Cellular component (GO): plasma membrane; lysosomal membrane
Molecular function (GO): NAADP-sensitive calcium-release channel activity
Source: RefSeq, a predicted model, not a curated record